Molecule: messenger RNA, 2290 nt
Organism: Entelurus aequoreus (snake pipefish)
Lineage: Eukaryota; Metazoa; Chordata; Actinopteri; Syngnathiformes; Syngnathidae
Product: plexin-A1-like
Exons: 15
Coding region: 191-2290 (699 amino acids)
Biological process (GO): regulation of GTPase activity; regulation of cell migration; regulation of cell shape
Cellular component (GO): semaphorin receptor complex
Molecular function (GO): semaphorin receptor activity
Source: RefSeq, a predicted model, not a curated record
AAGUACUUUUAAGGGACAAUGAUCUGAUUCACUCACAUUGUCCACCAGAUGGCAGCAAGUAUGCAGCAUUCAGAGACCGCCUGGUAUUUAAAGUUAAUGUGAAAGCGCUCCACAAUGCGAUGCUUGGUUAAACUCAUGACGUCUGGCGGGCCAAAUUGAAUUGGCCGUAGUUUGGACACCCCAGCUUUAAAUGAUUGCCAUUAAAUGUAAAUGUAACACCGAUCUCUCUUUGCUUUGUUUCUUAAGAUGCUCACGAAAGGACCGUUGUGAACGAGCGAGGGAACCUCAGAGGUUCGCCACAGACCAGAGGCAGUGUGUGCAGCUCACCGUUCAGCCUAAAAACAUCUCCGUCACCAUGUCUGAAGUACAGCUGGUCCUGCAGGCUGCUAAUGUUCCUGACUUGGCAGCAGGGGUCAACUGCUCCUUCGAGGACUACGUGGAGACGGAGGGGAUAAUCCAAGGCGGAUACAUUUACUGCCUGUCUCCCUCCGCCCGUGACGUCAUCCCCAUCACACGGAACAAAGGUGACAAGCGGGUGGUGAAGCUCUAUCUCAAGUCCAAAGAAACCGGAAGGAAGUUCGCCAGUGUGGAUUUUGUCUUCUACAACUGCAGCGUCCACCAUUCCUGCCUCUCCUGCGUCAACGGCUCCUUCCCGUGCUACUGGUGCAAGUACCGCCACAUGUGCACCCAGAACGCCAACGACUGCUCCUUCCAAGAGGGCCGCGUCAACGUCUCGGAGGACUGCCCGCAGAUUCUGCCGUCCACACAGAUCUUCAUCCCGGUGGGCGUGACCAAGCCCAUCACCUUAGCUGCCAAGAACCUGCCCCAGCCCCAAUCAGGCCAGAGGAACUACGAGUGUGUGUUCCACGUCCAGGGGGAGACCCUCAGCGUCCCCGCCCUGCGCUUCAACAGCUCAUCCAUCCAGUGCCAGAAGACAGCGUAUGCCUACGAGGGGAACGACAUCAGUGACCUGCCUGUGGAUUUGUCCGUGGUCUGGAAUGGGAACUUUAACAUCGACAACCCCUACAACAUAAAAGCUCACCUGUACAAGUGCUACGCCCUGAGGGACAGCUGCGGCAUGUGUCUGAAGGCCAACCCCAGGUUCGAGUGCGGCUGGUGCGUACAAGAGAAGAAGUGCUCCCUGCGCCAGGAGUGCACGCCCGCCGAGAGCACUUGGAUGCACGCCACCACGGGGAACAGCCGCUGUGCACACCCCAAGAUCACCAAGCUGUUUCCUGAGACCGGGCCCAGGCAGGGAGGAACCAUGCUGACGAUCAUGGGCGAGAAUUUGGGCCUGCAGUUCAAAGACAUCCAGAGCGGAGUCCGCAUCGGAAAAGUGGCCUGCAAUCCUCAAGAAGAUCAGUACAUCAGCGCCGAGCAGAUCGUGUGUCGACUCAACGACGCCACAGGUUACAGGGUGCAGGAGGCCCAAGUGGAAGUGUGCGUGAGGGACUGCAGUCAUCCCGACUACAAAGCGGUCUCGACCAAGGCCUUCACUUUUGUGUCUCCAUACUUCACCCACGUCACUCCGUCCACCGGGCCGCUGUCUGGAGGAACACGGAUCACCAUAGAAGGAAGUCAUCUCAACGCCGGCAGCGCCGUGUUUGUGAAGAUAGGACUUCAUGCCUGCCGCUUUGAGAAGCGCAGCAGCAAGGAGGUGGUGUGCGUGACCCCGGCGGGCCUGGCCCCGGGUACCACCCCCGUCAUGGUGGACAUCAACUCUGCCGAGCUGAGGAACCCCGAGGUGAAGUUCAACUACACGGACGACCCCACCAUCCUCAGGAUGGAGCCCGACUGGAGCAUUGCCAGUGGAGGAACCAUGUUGACCAUCACAGGAACCAACCUGAGGACCAUCACCAAGCCCAAGAUGAGAGCCAAGUAUGGAUCUGCCCAGUCCGUCAAUAACUGCACGGUGCUCAACAACACGGUGAUGGUGUGUCUGGCUCCCUCCGUGGCCGGAUCCGACAAAGGCUUCUCCGAGGCGGGCAGCAGUCCGGACGAAAUCGGCUUCAUCAUGGACGACGUGCACUCGGUUUUGGUGGUCAACGAGACGUUCAGCUAUCACCCGGACCCCGUGUUUGAGCCGCUGAGCCCCAACGGCAUGUUGGAGCUGAAGCCCAGCUCUCCGCUUAUACUCAAGUAUGCCUACGAGGGGAACGACAUCAGUGACCUGCCAGUGGAUUUGUCCGUGGUCUGGAAUGGGAACUUUAACAUCGACAACCCCUACAACAUAAAAGCCCACGUACAGUACGCAGAGAAUGGGUUUCCAGGGCCGAGCAGCUGCAUCUAA